Molecule: messenger RNA, 2325 nt
Organism: Cydia strobilella
Lineage: Eukaryota; Metazoa; Arthropoda; Insecta; Lepidoptera; Tortricidae
Product: allatotropins-like
Exons: 6
Coding region: 176-640 (154 amino acids)
Source: RefSeq, a predicted model, not a curated record
CCACAGCCUGCAUCACACCUACGCCCGCCUACGCUGGGCGGACUCCGCUUGGACCAACCCCCACCAGCGCGUAUAUAAGCAUCAACCCUUCACUGCUGAGGCCACUCUAGUCGCACCUGCGCGUCACUCGCGCCGUGUCCAGACGCGCUUAGUGAUUACGACAAACUAAGACAACAUGAGCAUCCCUAUGCAACUCCUCCUGGUAGUCACCGCAUUCUGCGUCCUGUCCGACGGCGCGCCGGACGCACGCAUCGCACGCGCCAAGCAGCAACGCCCCACCAGGGGCUUCAAGAACCUCGAGAUGAUGACGGCGAGGGGCUUCGGGAAACGUGGGAGGGUUUCCACUAGGAGUGAACAGCCCAGGCGCUUUAACCCCAAGAACUUAAUGAUGGUGGCUCGGAGCUUCGGCAAACGGAGUGAUGAGACCGCUGAUGAAGUGUACGGUUUGGACAACUUCUGGGAGACACUGGCCGCGCCGGAGAGGGAAGGGCAGGAGAUGGAGGACGAAAGCAUUCCAUUGGACUGGUUUGUGAACGAGAUCGUGAACAACCCGGACUUUGCGCGAUCCGUAGUCCGCAAAUUCGUAGACAUCAACCAGGACGGCAUGCUAUCAUCGGACGAACUUCUCAGGAACGUGUAAACGACUUUUAAGUUAUUUGUUGUAGACUUUCGGAUUGUUUCCCGUUAUAUACAUUUGUACCAACACUAUCAAGUUGAUUUGAGAAAUACUAAUUUAUUAAAAUGUUACGAUAGGUACUGUGAUAUCAAAUAAAACUUAUUAAUUUAAAAAAAAGGCGGUAAUUAUGUUUUUGUACUCUGCUAUUGUAUAGUUUGUUUAAAAAAAAUUGAGUAAUAUAUCUACAAUGUUUUAUCAUUAUUGUAAAUAGUUUCUAAAAAUAAAUACGAUGUCAAUGGCAUAAGAAUUUGUCCAUAAAUUAAUUCCUUAUAUCUAUGUAGGAAAGUGUAGUACUAUAAUGAAUGUGUGUCUCCAAAUUUCAUCACAAAUCUAUACUGAAAAAAUAUAUAUUUAAUAUUUCGAGAUUUUCAAUGUGCGUCACCCUAGUGCGACCUCUGUACUUUUGAAGUUAUAUUUCCUUUUUAUGCACUUGUUUGUUAUGUAAGGUUGAGACAAUAUGUAGGUGCUGUUCCAAUAAAAUAAAUAUGAAAACUGUUUACCACAACACAUUUCUUUUAUAUUUAAUAGUAGUAUCUAUCUAAGUUUAUUUAUUUAUUUAAAGUUUGUUGCAUAAAAUACAAAAAAAAUACAAAUUGCAGAUUUAAUGCCUAAAAACAUUCUCUACCAGUCAACCAUAGGCAUAGGGUUAAACAGAAAUGUAAAAAUGGUGCAAGAAGAAAAGUAAGUUUUUUUUUUAUUAAUUUGGUUGCUAAAUGGUAAUUUUAAUUUAGCUAUAUUGAUGUGUUAAAAAUAAAAUGUAACUACAUAUGUUCAAAAAUACUUAUUAUGAGAGGUUUUGCAAUAGUGACGUACAUUCAUAUAAAGAAAAAAUAUUAUUAAAUAUUGAAAAUCAAAAAGUAGUAGUAAGAGGUAAAAGACUAAAAUAUUAUAUUUUAACGUUAGUGGUUAUCAGUGUACUUUAGUUCUGUCAAAGAUAUUUCGUCGGCUGAGAAUACGUUUGUGCCAUAUCCAUUUUUGAGCAAAUUCGUUUUCUAAUGAUUCAUAAGAUAACAAAAAAUAUGAUACAAUUGACAUUAAUCGGUUUAAAAAAAAAAAAACAUUUUUCAAAAGUUGUUGUGCCAUAUCCGCUUUUUACUUAAGGAUAAUUACACUGUUAACAGAAAAUUAUCACAAACGUGUGACAUAUCCAAAACUUGUUUCAUGUCAUAUAUUGUACGUUUAACAUUUACUCAUUAAAAACGGAUAUGGCAAUAAUAAAAAUGUUUUUAUUUCAUGACACUAUAUUCACAAUAUUUCUUAUAUCUCAAACUUUAAAAAAAAAAAUGUUUUUGCUUGUUUUCGCUCUCCUGUAAACCAAUGUAAGUGGCGUAUUGCACAAACGUAUUCUCGCCCGACGAUUUUUAAAGUUUUCAAAAAAAGGGGAAAGGCAACAUUUUCUUAGUUAUCGACACAUUUAUUUAGGCUGGGGUUAACAAAGUAAAUUUUCCAAGUUUAUAAAGUAUUUUGUAUUACCUCUGACGCUCUACAUACAUACAUGUAAUGUUACAUAAUGGAUAUGAUAAUUUCUAGGCUAGCGAGUCAAAUAUUCGAGAAUCAAUGUUUUGGAUACCCAAUGUUUACUUAGUUUGUUGUUAAUGACACUAUCGACGUUAUGGAUGAAAUAAAUUUAUCGGGUACCAAAAAAGUGG